Messenger RNA from Coccomyxa subellipsoidea C-169, 1978 nucleotides. Its product is annotated as coatomer delta subunit. Bases 224 to 1765 code for a protein of 513 amino acids. The transcript is spliced from 10 exons. NCBI's taxonomy places the organism in Eukaryota, Viridiplantae, Chlorophyta, Trebouxiophyceae, Coccomyxaceae. Gene Ontology annotation, biological process: endoplasmic reticulum to Golgi vesicle-mediated transport; Golgi localization; retrograde vesicle-mediated transport, Golgi to endoplasmic reticulum. Gene Ontology annotation, cellular component: COPI vesicle coat; cytosol. The record is from RefSeq and is a predicted model, not a curated record.
GUAAAAGGUGUGCCCUGAGUUGUAGGUGAUCCUGUGCAGGCGAUGAGGGUCUUGACACGACUCAAGAUUCGCUGAGAAAAAGGAAAAGAUUAGGCCUAGACUCUCGUGCACUGGCUGUCUUCUGACGCUAUCCUCGUAAAUCAAUCAUAUACACUUUUUAAUCUUUAUUAAAUUCGGCAUAUCAAGGAGCAGAAGACGCAGGAAGUACAGAGUUGUUCCCAGGAUGGUUGUACUUGCGGCUUCAAUAGUCACCAAAUCGGGGAAAGCUCUCGUCUCGCGGCAAUUUGUGGAGAUGAGCCGCAUCCGCAUUGAAGGGCUAUUGGCUGCUUUUCCCAAACUGGUGGGGAGCGGUAAGCAGCAUACUUACGUGGAGACAGAGAAUGUGCGCUACUUGUAUCAACCAGUAGAGGGGAUGUACCUUUUGCUGAUGAGCAAUAAGGCCAGCAACAUCUUGGAGGAUUUGGAGACGCUGCGCCUGCUCUCCAAGGUACUGCCAGAGUAUGUGUUGCCGCCCAUGGACGAGGAGAGCAUCAGCCAAGUCGCCUUUGAGCUGCUCUUUGCCUUUGACGAGGUCAUCUCCCUUGGCUACAAGGAGAACGUGACGGUGGGCCAGGUGAAGCAGAACACUGAAAUGGAGAGCCACGAGGAGAAGCUGCACAAGAUGAUCAUUGCAUCGAAGGUCAGCGACACAAAGGAUGUGAUGAAGCGCAAGGCAAUCGAGAUCGAGAAGAACAAGAUGGAGCGUGCGCGCGACGGCAAGGCCAACGUCUCCACCUAUGUUCCCUCCUCAAUCUCCAGCAUCUCAACCAGCGGCGGCGGCCGCUCCGGUGCCGACCAGGACGCCACACCGACAUACUCCAGGCCGGAGAGUGCGAAUGUGAACCUGAAAACGGCGGUCGGCCCACGCAAGGGCAUGCAGCUGGGCAAAGCCAAAAAGGCCAACGACUUCCUCGACUCCCUGCGCGCCGAGGGCGAGAACAUCCAGUUGGACACCGGUGUGGGAUUGUCUACCGGCCCGGCAGCAUCAGCGAUGACGGCGCCGCCACCUGGCGAGCCGAUAUCGCUGGCGCUGGAGGAGAAGCUGCUGGUCGUGCUGAACAAGGACGGCGGGGUGGAGAACAUGGAGGUCCAGGGCACCAUUGCGCUGCAGGUGCUGGACGAGACGCACGCGCGGGUGCGGGUGAUGAUCGAGACGGGGGCAAACGAGGGGUACCAGUUCAAGACGCACCCCAAUAUCGACAAGACGCUGUACGCGCGCAGCGUGCUAGGCCUCAAGGACGCCGACCGCCCCUUCCCCACCGGCAGCCCCCUCCCCAUCCUCAAGUGGCGCAUGCAGACGAAGGAGGAGAGCCUGGUGCCGCUGUCCAUCAACUGCUGGCCCUCCAUCUCGGGCGCCGAGUCCUUCGUCAACAUCGAGUACGAGUCCUUCGCCGAGUUUGACCUGCAGAACGUCGUCGUGGCCAUCCCCUGCCACCAGCCCCCGCGCGUCAACCAGGUGGACGGGGACUACCAUUACGACUCGCGCAAGCAGGUGCUGCUGUGGAGCAUCGACCUCAUUGACGACACCAACCGCUCCGGCUCCAUGGAGUUUGUCAUUGGCUCGGCCGCCAGCUCAGACGCCUUCUUCCCCGUCGAUGUCAGCUUCUCCGCGCAGCACACCCUCGCCGAUGUCAGCAUCUCCGCGGUGUUGGCGGUGGAUGAUGACCAGCCUGUCAAGUACGCCACAAGGAGCACGCUGCAGACGGAUGGCUACCAGGUGGUCUGAUGCAGCCCCAGGGCGUGCUGAUCUGAGAUAGUCUUUUGGCAGUCAAUGCAUGUGCUGGGUGACUGCGUUUGGCACAAGUUCUGCGUCUUUUUAUUCUUGCAAGGCCUAUUACAUAUCGCCUUGUUCUCAUGGACCUUCUUCAAUCUUCGAUGGGACAAUAAUUGUGACAAUGGGUAGUAUCCUAUCCUAAAUUACAAUAAAUUUUGUCAGGCA